Messenger RNA from Entrophospora sp. SA101, 3267 nucleotides. The record is from the annotation of a GenBank genome assembly. NCBI's taxonomy places the organism in Eukaryota, Fungi, Glomeromycota, Glomeromycetes, Entrophosporales, Entrophosporaceae.
AUGGAGCAAGCAAAUGCAAAAGGUUCUAUCGGUACUUUUUUAAUUGAGGGAAAAGAUAAAGAUGUUGCUAAUGCAAAAGAUAUUUUAACUGAUAAGUUUGGCCUUAAAGGCAGAAUCACUGUUCAAGUGCCUGCAUCGGCCCGUUCUUGUUUAUUAGGACCUUAUGGUACACUCAUACAAUCAAUUUCCAAUUCAACUGGUGCAUCUAUCACAAUACCAUCACUUCCCAACAAUCCAAAAAAAGAAUCAGUAAAGUCUGAAUUGAAUGAGGAAAUGAUGGAUGUAAUAAUUUUUGGUGAGAUGUGGGCUAUUUGUAAAGCAGGAGUUGAAAUCCAAAACAUUGUAAAAUCUAUGAGUGCAACAAAAAGAAUACAUUAUAUUAGACAUAUUGAAAAUACGUUUUACCCAUUGAUUGCUGGUACACAUAAUCAACGUAUAAAUAAGAUUAGUACUGAUACUGGUACAAAAAUUCAUGUACCUUUUUACAAUUUUGACAACCUCAACACCACAUUUGCCGAUAUAAAAAAAAAUUAUAUUACCAUCACUGGUGAUGGAAAUUCAGUUAAGGUUGCAAGUAAAAUGAUUGAGGAUCUUUAUGAAGAUUUGAAAAUGAAUACGUAUGCUCUUGAUGUUGACAUUCCAAAACGUCAACAUAGAUAUCUAAUUGGUCCAAAUAGUGCUAAUCUUCAUGAAAUACUUGAAACAACAGGUUGCGUACUAGAAUUACCACCAGCAACUGAUCAAUCAGUGAAAGUGAUAAUUUAUGGGCCACAAAACCAAUUAGCAGGUGCCUUACAAACUGUAAUCGAAAAAGCAAACUCCAUGCAUGUUCAACAACUUGAUAUUACUGACUUUCAUCAGACAGAAAAUCUGAUGAAACAUUCUAUUAAUGUCUUGAAAUAUUUAUGGAAUGGAGGCAAGUUGAAGAAAAUUGAAUCAGAAACUGUACCUGAAGAUGUGGAAAAUGCUAGAAAAGAAGUCACUGAAAUAAUCAAAAAUUUGCCUCCUAGUUGUUUUGAUGUGGUAAUGAUUAGUCAACAAUUUAAUCAACAUGUAAUUGGUUGUAAAGAGCAAAAUUUACAACGAAUCAAAGAUGCUUAUGGUGUUGAAAUAAUAGUUCCUGAUGAAAAAGAAGCCAACCCUGGGAUAUUGAUAGUUUUUGAGGGUAGAAAGGAUUUUUCUGUUCAAACAUUAACUGCUCCUGUCAAACAUUAUCAGCAUAUUAUUAAAAAUACUUUGAAUACAAUUAUUUAUAAUGACAGUAGUAAUGGUAGCGGUGGUGCAUAUUCACCUGUUUCAUUAAAAUCUGGAUCGUCUAAAUCAUCAGGUGCAAAUGAUGAAUCAUUAAACACACAACAAAUUUCAGAUAAUUCUAUUGUAGUUAAAGGACCUGCUAAAGAGGUUGAAGAAAUUAAUGAAAAAGUAGAAGAUGUUAAACGUAUUGAGAAUACUAAACCAUUUACAGCAGAAUUUAAAAUUCUAGCAAUCUAUGCCUCAGAUAUUAUUUGUAAGGAAGAAAUAAAAUUUAUCUGUGAUAAUUAUAAUGUUACGAUAAAUAUAAAUAAUAGACAUUUUAAUGAGGGAAAAAAUGGCAGUAAAGAAGACAAAUUUGUUUAUGUUAAAAUAGUCGGGAUGAAAGUUCAUGUUGAAAAGGUCAGGAGUCGAAUUCUAAGCACAGUUAAUAAAUUAAAUAGAGAAAUUGUUGUUUGUGUGAUUAUUCCACCGCAGUAUCAUGCUUCACUGAGACCUAAAGUUAUUGCAAACCUAACAGAGAAAUAUGGUGUACGUAUUCAAUUUCCAAAACAAAAUAAUCGUGCUAUCAUUACUACUAGUAUUAGUAGUGAAAUUGAUGAAAGUGAAGAUGGUAGUAACGUAGAAAAAGAAUGUAAAAGGGAAUGUGAAUAUGAAGAUCUCGAUCUAGAUGAAAAAAGAUCUUAUCAAGUAUUAAUAACUGGUAAUAAAAGAGGAACUAGUGCGGCUAGAUUAGAAUUAUUAAACCCUUUUUAUUAUAUAAAAGAAUAUGAUGAUGUUCUCAGUUUCACUAUUCCGGCCAAAUACGUGCCACAUAUUGUUGGCAGGAAAUCAAGAAGAAUCAAAGAGAUCAGUAUUGAAACAUCUACAAAGAUUAAAAUUAACAGGCUAAAUCGGUGGUUUUUCAAAGUAACUGUGCAUGGUUAUAAAAUGGAUAAUAUCAAGGCCCAAAAUAAGAUUCUGGAGAUUAUUAAAGACAUUGAAGAACAAGCAGUAACCACUAUAAAUAUUAAUCCCAGGCAUCAUAGUUUAUUGUUUGAUAAUAUCAAUGAGAUUAUAGCAAAAGCUGGUGGACCAAAGAAUAAGAGUGUCCAAGCUGAAAUGGUCAGGUUUCCUGGCCGUGCGAGUGAUGUGGUCUUAAUUAAAGCAAAUAAAGAACUCGUGGAAAAAAUUAAAGAGGAAUUUGAAAUUUUAAUUAAUGAACAAGAAAAAAAUUUAAUAAUUGAUGCUAUUAAAGUUCCCAGAUAUGAACAUUCAGUUAUUAGAGGCAAGCGUGGAUGCCAACUUCAUAAAAUUGAAAAUAAGUUUAAUGUCGAGCUUCAUUUACCUGGUUCUUCACGUUUCUAUAAUUAUAUAAGAGUGACACGGAAAAAAGGAAAAGGAGAGCUGACAGGUGAUGAUUUAAUAAAAAUAAUAGGAAAAGAAGUUGAAAACGUUGAAUUGGCCAAAGAAGAAAUAUUAUCAAUACUUCAAUAUGAAGAUGUGUUUAAAUUUCCAUGUAAACUAUACAAUGUAAUUAAUGAUAAUGGAUCAACGUCAAGAAAAUUAACAAACAUGUACAAUGUACAAAUUAAACAUCAAACAAAUGAAAGGAAACAAAUUUCAACAAUUAUUAAUAAAAGACCAAUUUUUAAAAAAUCUACCAAAGAAAAAGUUUCGAAAUUUAUUUCUUGGACGCUUAAAGGUGCAAGAGGACAAGUCGAACAAGCUAUAAAAUAUUUAAAUGAAUUAUUAGAACAAGCGGUUAAUGCAUGUACCGGAUAUCUAUCAAUUCCUCAAACAUAUCAUCGACAUAUCAUUGGAGGCGGAGGAUCAGUUAUUUCAUAUAUUAGAAGAGAGAGCCAAUGUGUGAUUAACAUGCCUGAAGUUAACGACGAUGAUACAAUUGUGAUCAUUGGCAGUAAAGAAAAUAUUGUAGUGGCUAAGGAUAUGAUAUUUGAAAUAUUAAUUAACUGGAGAAAAGAACAGAAUAGAAACAAUCGAAAAUACAACUCUAAACAUUUUGAAUUUAUCUGA